Orussus abietinus is the source of this 1022-nucleotide messenger RNA. It is a transcript of the gene Sod2, whose product is annotated as superoxide dismutase [Mn], mitochondrial. NCBI's taxonomy places the organism in Eukaryota, Metazoa, Arthropoda, Insecta, Hymenoptera, Orussidae. The transcript has 3 exons. The record is from RefSeq and is a predicted model, not a curated record. Gene Ontology annotation, molecular function: metal ion binding; superoxide dismutase activity. The coding region runs from base 143 to 805 and encodes 220 amino acids. Gene Ontology annotation, cellular component: mitochondrion. Gene Ontology annotation, biological process: superoxide metabolic process.
CACCGUUUCUUCGUCCGCUUAUAUGAGAGGUGCACCGUCCAAUCUCAUUUGAUGUACACCGCGACAUCAAGUUGCGCGUUCGUCACUCAGUCAGAGAAGAGCAAAGAAACAGUUUUAAUUCUUGCUGUCACGGUCGGCAAUCAUGUUCGCUGCAAAACGCGCUAUUGUCUCCACAACUCUACGCUGCAAGGAUGUCGCUGCGAGGCAGAAACAUACCCUACCGGAGCUACCUUAUGAUUAUAAGGCACUGGAGCCGAUAAUCUGUGCGGAAAUUAUGCAGCUCCAUCACUCAAAGCAUCAUGCUACUUAUGUCAACAAUCUCAAUGUUGCGGAGGAGAAAUUAAAGGAUGCCGUUGCAAAAGGGGAUGUCAGUACACAGGUCGCUCUUCAGGGUGCGAUCAAGUUCAAUGGAGGUGGUCAUCUCAAUCACUCCAUCUUCUGGAAAAAUUUGUCUCCCAGCUCGAGCAAGCCCAGUGAUGCUCUGAGCAAACAGAUCCAGAAAGAUUUCAAUGACUUCGAAACAUUCAAGAAGCGCCUUUCCGAAGCUACCAUAGCGAUCCAAGGUUCUGGUUGGGGCUGGUUGGGAUACAACCCAACAUACAAGAGACUCGAAAUCAAAACUUGUGGUAAUCAGGAUCCACUCCAAGCAACGACAGGGCUGGUACCUCUGUUUGGUAUCGAUGUUUGGGAACAUGCUUACUAUCUUCAGUACAAGAACGUACGACCGGACUAUGUAAAGGCUAUAUUUGACAUCGCUAACUGGGAAGACGUCAGCAACCGUUUCAAGGAAGCCUCAGGUUGCUAGACAAUCGUUUCCACAUUUGACUAAUAGUCACUAGUGCUAAUCAAUCAAGAUUGGACAGUAAGCUACGUAGACACUAUCAAUGUGCAAGAUUAUUAAUUCACAAACGUCUUUUUCUAUUACAAUGUCUGUGAUUUCGUAAAAGCGUCUUUUAGCAUCGUUGAAACUACUCUGACUGUACUACGAAAAAGGUGCAUAUAUGCUUUAUUAUUAUAUCUAA